This is a messenger RNA of Aptenodytes forsteri (emperor penguin), 3640 nucleotides long. It is a transcript of the gene RFTN2, whose product is annotated as raftlin family member 2. Bases 230 to 1750 code for a protein of 506 amino acids. The record is from RefSeq and is a predicted model, not a curated record. NCBI's taxonomy places the organism in Eukaryota, Metazoa, Chordata, Aves, Sphenisciformes, Spheniscidae. The transcript has 9 exons.
AGCUUGAAAACAUCACGGGCUUACUGUUUCUAUAUAAAAAAUGAAUGGAAAGUACCUUCACUUUUCGAUGUGGGAACCGGACUUUUUCUGUAUUUGGAUUUACGGCUAAUAGAAAACAAAAUCGAAGGGAGUUAUUUGGUUACCUUUUUUUUUCCCCCUGUAUAGUGAGAGCCAGAUCUUGCUGCUCCCCCCACCUCUUCCUGCAAUUUAAUCAUUUGCAGAUCUUGCCAUGGGGUGCGGACUGAGAAAGCUGGAAGACCCAGAUGAUAGCAGCCCUGGAAAAAUCUUUUCUACACUGAAGAGACCACAAGUUGAAACAAAGACAGAUUCUGCUUAUGAAUAUGUAUUGCUGGAUUUUACUUUAGAAGCUUCCUCAAAUCCGGAAGUUAUCAAGAUCAGUUCUGUGUUGGAUAUAGCAUCUAAGGUGGAAGAAUAUUACAGCAAAGGAUAUGUUGUAGGAGCUGUUCAUCCUAUUAUACUGCCAAUUGGACGUAGAAGGAAUUUCCCUGCAAGUCACAUGUAUCGAGUGGUACUUUCACGAUUGAAAUUAAGCCAGAAGCAUGCAACACCCAGAGGACAAAGGCACCCCAGGCUGGUGAUUGAGGAAUGUCCUUUAAUGUAUGAAACACUGACAAAUGAGGUAGUGAAAGAACUGUUAGAAAAGGUUAAUGAAGCUGCUAAAAGAGGAAAGAAAUUUGUGGGAUUUGUAACGCAACAUUUUCCUCAAACUAAAGCCUGUAAUGGAACAAGCACAGAUGGAAGUGCAGAGCUGGAAUCAACACUGGGAAGAAGAAAUAGGGAACACAGAGGAAGAAAUUCUGAUGAAAACUUUAAAAACUGGAAUGAAGGGACACUGAGUGGCCACUCAUCUGAGAGUGGGAUAGAGGAGGAAAUGCAAGGAGAAAGCGGUCUGUUACAGGAUGCAGAUUUCCAGUUUGGAAAAGAAGUCAGCCCUGUUAAACCACGAAAAGGAGACGACAAGCUAUAUACAGUCUUCAAUGUUUUUGAUGAUGAUUCUACCUGCUGGACCUAUCAUGAAGGCGUUUUGUCUAUGAAAGUAACAAGAAAGGGGCCAGUUAUUAGUACACUGGAAGCAGACUGGCUAGAAUUAACCACAUUUUAUUAUAAACAAGGAUUGUCCUUAAUUGAUUCUUUUGUACACUGGGAAACUUCUAAAGGGGACCAUUUGCCCAAAUCUUUAGAAGGAUUAUUUAUCUACGAAGAAGAAGGUGCUGGGGUUCCAGGUUCUAACAGGAAAGGAAAUGAUGCAAUAGUUGUUGAACAAUGGACAGUCAUUGAGGGGUGUGAAAUUAAAACAGAUUAUGGACCUUUAUUGCACACGCUGGCUGAGUUUGGAUGGCUCCUGACCUGCGUCCUGCCUACACCCAUCGUACGACAUGACAGUGAAGGAAAUCUGGCCACAAAGCAAGUUGUUUUUCUUCAGAGACCUGUUAUGUGGAAUUUUGCUGUCCAGACACCAGAGAAAUCCUUAAGACAAGUUAUUGGGGAGGAAAAAGGCAAAGUCUCUAGCAGAAGUGUUGGAUUAGACACAGCUACUUCUCGCCCUGUAGAAACCGGACAACCAUCUGAUGAGUUUCACCUCUCUCCUUCUAAACAAUGUUGGGUCAAGGAGGGAUCCUCCCAGUAUGGAGGCUUUCCAGGGUUCAGCAGCAGUGAUGGAGUAUUAAGGGAACUGGAUGAUGGACAAUUUGACCAGGAAGAUGGAGUCACUCAGGUCACAUGUAUGUGAUAAAGUAAGUAACUGCAUCAGAUGGACAUGUACAUAAUUCACACAAAUGUUUAAAAAAAAAAAAAAAAUCAUACUACUUUUAAAUGCAUUGGUAUAAUCCUAUGACUUUUCCCAGACUCAUUUUGUAUUUUUGUCUGUUUCUUUGUUGUGUUAAUCCUACUGUAGUAAUAAUACUACUGCAAAAUAAUUUGGUUUUCUGUCUCUCUUUAAUAGAAUAACUACAUGACUGGGUGCUCUGCUAACUUGUUAAUGCUUUUGACAAGCAAGGAAGCAAAUGCUGCAAAACAGUGACUGUUUGAAUUGUGUAAGAGGGAAAGGAAUGAGGAUGUUUAGUGUUUUCCACAAGCUGGAGGAGUGGUUUUUUGUUUUUUAAAGGGUGUUGUAAAUACUGGGGGGGGAAAAAAAGAAAAAUGAACUAUCUGGCUGUUAAGCUUUAAUGUAAUUUUCACUUUACUUGCCUUGCAUAAAUUCAAAAGCCUAGAGAAAUGCAAGUCUUACACUAGAGUGUUAAUAAUUUAACCUACGUUCAGACUCAGUAUGUACAGAAAACCUCUGGAGGCUGUAGGCAGACACUUGCUCCUGUAAUAUAACUUCACCUAUGCAGGUUUUACCAGGGUUCCUUGUACAUCUGAGCCAAGAGCUAUCCGAGCAUAUAGCUUGUAUAAUGAUGUAUUCACAAUUUACUCAUGAGUGGAAAUUAAGAACCACUCACAGUCUAAAAGGUAACUUGCAGUCUAUGAAAAAGUAGUUUGCGAAACUCGCCAAGAAGCAUUGACAGCAAGGUGCACAAUGAUGCUGGUAAUAUAUAGGAGGAAGAAGUAGGCUAAACUUAACAGGCAAUAUUGGAUGAUAGACUAUAUACAAAUACACUGAUGUAUAUAUAAAGAAUUUCUCAGCUAAAUGUAUCUCACACUGGGUAAAGUGUAUGCAACUGCAUCAAAUACCAGAAGGAAUGUUCAGAGGAAAGGAGGAAGCUGCUGUGCUUCCAUCCUCACCGUGGGGAGGAGCUGCUUGCCUUGAGGGAGCUGAACACCGGCAGGGCUCUGUGGGGAGAGGCGUGAACAGGAAUUAUUUUUAUGCUGCUGUCUUGAAAUUACACUUUACAGAGAGGAAGCUGAAUAAAAGUGCAUCUCCAAGAGAUACUGUGAUUACAACUAAAAAUUGCUUUUUUCAGUUAGUUUUAGAAGCAAAAACUGUAAACGCUCAUCACGCUUAAGCUAAUGGAAAAUAAUUUGGUCAAAAUGAGAAAUCAGAACAGAACUGAGCAAAUGUAUUCACAACACUUGUCUCGAUGUUUGCAGUACAGCGCACACAUCACCCAGGGAUUUUGAUACCUGUCUGUGUGUGGUGUACUGCAAACACUGAGAGAAGUGUUGUGAAUACAUUUAACUACACCACCCCGCUCCCCUGGGGUGGUAUCCCACCAGCUGCUGUGGGAGUCUCCCUGUCCACAGUGGUAGAUGCUGGCACUAAACGCAGUGGGCAAAUUAAUGCAGUGACAGGAACACCAAUAAUUGACUCCAAACGAGCACCCCGGGAGAUGACCAGGACGGUGGAAGUCAGACUGCGAUCUCCGUGGCGGGGAGCUGUGCAGAAAGAACACUGGCAGAAGAUGCUUAUUUCAAUAAGCAAAAAGUAACUCAUGGAAGAAAAAAGUUACGCUUGCUAUCAUAAGCGAAAGUAGUACAAAGCCUUAGUGCUAUUUCAGUUUAUUUUUACAAGGGGGGGGGGGAACCCUUUCUACUUGCAUGAUUGUCAUUGUGAGAGCGUGAAAUGAUUAUUGCUUUGGAGGUGCUUCCCAAUUUCAUUGUGAAAUUGUUGCAGGCAGGCUUGUUGUUUAUUUUUCACUUUGGAAGAACAACUCUAACAACUGUUUUAGCAGGUUUGGGG